Panicum hallii is the source of this 1088-nucleotide messenger RNA. Its product is annotated as ADP-ribosylation factor-like. The record is from RefSeq and is a predicted model, not a curated record. The transcript is spliced from 6 exons. Gene Ontology annotation, molecular function: GTPase activity; GTP binding. The coding region runs from base 239 to 823 and encodes 194 amino acids. Gene Ontology annotation, biological process: intracellular protein transport; vesicle-mediated transport. Lineage: Eukaryota; Viridiplantae; Streptophyta; Magnoliopsida; Poales; Poaceae. Gene Ontology annotation, cellular component: cytoplasm.
GUAAAGGAGCAGACGGCCCAGAUGCGUUCCCAUGGGCAUAUUCUCGCGAAACUUCUAACCUUCGUCACAAAGGCUUGCACGACUAGUUCUGGCUGACUGCUCCGCAAGCACCAAGAACCUCGCCAGCUUUCAUCAGCUCCGGCGACUUGGAGAAAGACGAAGCCACAAAAUCCGGUGCUCGCACGGUGAGGGGAGUGGAUUUCGCUGCGCGGUGAGGGAAGUGGAUUUCUUUGCGCGGAUGGGGCAGGCGUUCCGCAAGCUGUUCGAUGCCUUCUUCGGCACCAGCGAGAUGAGGGUCGUGAUGCUUGGGCUGGAUGCCGCGGGCAAAACUACCAUCCUGUACAAGCUGCAUAUCGGGGAGGUUUUGUCGACUGUUCCCACGAUUGGUUUCAAUGUCGAGAAAGUUGAGUACAAGAAUGUGAUGUUUACUGUUUGGGAUGUCGGUGGCCAAGAGAAAUUGAGGCCCCUGUGGAGGCACUACUUCAACAACACGGAUGGCUUGAUCUAUGUGGUUGAUUCAUUGGAUCGAGAGAGAAUUGGAAAAGCCAAAGCUGAAUUUCAGGCAAUCAUUAAUGAUCCUUUGAUGCUUAACAGUGUCAUAUUGGUAUUUGCCAAUAAACAAGAUAUGAAAGGGGCAAUGACACCAAUGGAGGUGUGCGAGGGCCUUGGCCUUUAUGAUUUGAAAAAUCGCAUCUGGCAUAUCCAGGGCUCCUGUGCCCUCAAAGGUGAUGGUCUAUAUGAGGGCUUGGACUGGUUGGCAAGCACGCUGAAGGAACUGCAAGCUUCAGGUCGCCUACCGUCAGGAGGGACUUCGUUGUUCUAAGCAGCAAGCCUGCCUGUAAGAUCCUUCGGCUGGAAGAUGCGCUUUUGUCCUGGAUCGUACCCAUCCCUGGGAUAAGGGGAUGACCAUUUCUUGUCUAUGAUCUAACCUGCGAUGUAGGUCUUGUAAAUUUUGUUGAAAGUUCAUACAAAGCUAACUAGGCGGAUGCAUUUGUUCAUAUAUGAGAACUGAUAAGUCAAAAUGCUUGUGAUACUAAUGUAAACGUUUCUGUAAACUUGAGUUGGCAAAUGCAAUUUAUCUCGACAAA